AUGCAAUUUUCAAUUGCAGCUGAAUUCGUUCCAGAGAAUGGCCUGCCACGACGUUUGCGGACCGCAUACACAAACACCCAACUGUUGGAAUUGGAAAAGGAAUUUCAUUUCAAUAAAUAUUUAUGCCGGCCAAGAAGAAUUGAAAUUGCUGCCAGUCUAGAUUUAACCGAACGACAGGUAAAAGUUUGGUUUCAGAAUCGCCGCAUGAAACACAAACGUCAAACUCUUUCGAAAACUGACGAUGAGGACAACAAGGACAGUCUAAAAGGUGAUGAUGAUCAGUCCGAUAGUAAUUCCAAUUCAAAGAAAUCUUGUCAAGGCUGUGAGCUGCCAUCCGAUGAUAUACCAGAUUCAACAUCAAAUUCAAGAGGUCAUAAUAAUAAUACACCAAGUGCUACAAAUAACAAUGCCAGCGCUGGAAGUUUAACACCCAAUUCCACAUUAGAAUCUGGCAUAUCUUCCAAUCUUUGCGGCAGCAAUGCGGUGUCCGGUUCUAAUAUGGUCAGUGCUGACUCGAGCGUUGCUUCCAGUGGCAGUUUAGAUGAUGACAUAGAUGAGGGUCCCAUCAACAAAGUCAAGAAAAAAGACGAUCAACAUAUUAAAAAAGAAUCGGUCGUUUCAACUUCAACCAAGAUCUCACAAUUUAGUGGUUAUGAUACGUCCAUUUCUAUUGGAAUUGGUUCGGGCUAUAGACGUGACUCGGACACAUCAUCUCAACACAGUCAAGCGACGGCAAAUAGCAAUAGCGGUGCCGGCGGCAAACGUCGUUAUCAAAAUUCAAAUGCCGCUGCUAAUGCCGCCAAUAUAGCGGAUGGUGGUGGUAAUUCGUCAUUUUAUCCCAGUUACUACAACAAUAAGCAACCACAACAGCAAUUGCAGUCACCACAACAACAGCAGCAACAACCACCACAAACACCUUCACAAGAAUACUACGGCAAAUAUGAUAUUGAAUUCGCCGCCGCUAGUUCACCACAGCAUAUUGCCCAUAGACUACAACAGCAGCAGCAGCAGCAAUUACAAAACUCAACACAUAUGCAAGUACCGACGAAUGGUGAAUAUCUAAGUCCCAAACCAGACUUUUUGGCUGUAUCACAAAGUUCACCGCAUCUCAAGUCGGGGAACGAAGUGGCAUCGAAAGUACAUCAUGGUCCCAAUGUUUUCCAUCAUCCACCACCACCUUCUACCACAGCUACGACUCAGCAAAUACAACAACCAUUUUAUAAUCACCACACUGGUGAAACAUUGCAGUACAAUGCUUACAAUCACCACACUCAUCAUGGUGGCAAUUAUGUGGGUCCACCACUAAGUCAAACACAACAACAAAUACCUGGAGAAUUUGAUGCCAGUGGCAAUUUUUAUGAUCCCAAAACUCAAGCUCCCAAUGGAGCUUAUUAUGAGCAAAUAAGUUUCCAACAGCAGCAGCCUACAGAAUUCCAUCACCACCAUCAGCAACAACAGCAGCAGCAACACAGUAUGCCUCAUAUAAAUGCAGCUACAGCGACAGCCUUGGGCAUACACAUGGAAGCGGCACCACCUCCGCCACCAUCGUUGCCAACCAGUCAACACACUCAAAUACAACAACCCUUCUAUAACAAUCAUCAUCACCACCACCAUCAUCAUCACGCACAACACCAUGGUGGUGUGGAACAGCAAUAUAAUCCCCACGGUUAUAAUCAACACGGACAUUUUACUCACCAUCAGCAGCAUCAACAACCAAUGAGUGACAAUCAUGUGGUCCCUCCCAUGCCCGGCGAUGUUCUCUUAGACACCGAUCCACCACCACAUAUUCACAUACCAACUGGUGGUCCCAAUAACAAUUUCGUUAAUCCUGCCAAUGUUCAACCGCCCACAAUGCCCGCCCAUAAUGCAAAUUUUCCACAAACUGGACCGGUUGCUAAUCUUAAUGGUCUAGUUGAUAAUUCCAAUAGCUCAUCAGAUUUUAAUUUCUUAAGUAAUUUAGCAAAUGAUUUUGUACCCGAAUAUUAUCAAUUAAGUUAG
Molecule: messenger RNA, 1998 nt
Organism: Calliphora vicina (urban bluebottle blowfly)
Lineage: Eukaryota; Metazoa; Arthropoda; Insecta; Diptera; Calliphoridae
Gene: pb
Product: proboscipedia
Exons: 5
Coding region: 1-1998 (665 amino acids)
Biological process (GO): regulation of DNA-templated transcription
Molecular function (GO): DNA binding; DNA-binding transcription factor activity, RNA polymerase II-specific
Source: RefSeq, a predicted model, not a curated record